This is a messenger RNA of Meloidogyne enterolobii, 303 nucleotides long. The record is from the annotation of a GenBank genome assembly. NCBI's taxonomy places the organism in Eukaryota, Metazoa, Nematoda, Chromadorea, Rhabditida, Meloidogynidae.
UUUUAGUAAAUGUUUUUGUUUUCAAGAAAUAAAAUAAUUGUUAAGCGGUUGGUGGCUAAUCGAAGGUUUUCCACUCCCUCACCUUCACCAACCUCCAUACAAAAUAAUUUUGUACCUCCAUCAACCUCAAAUCUUUUAACACAAAUUCCUUCAGAAAUGCCUUCCUCAACUUUUGGAUUAUUUAAAGUUUUUAUUGUUGCAUUAAUUAGUAUGUUGGCUGGUGCUAAAACAGCAGAAUUUGGUGCUUCUUUUCUUGAAGAAAGUGAAAUUUUUGUUCGUUCUUCUGAAGAUGAUGAUGAUUAA